AAAUUAAUGUUUUUAUUACUUUUAUUUUUUUAUUUCGUUUUAAAUACCACACUCAUGACUGACGUUUUUAGUAUGGGAAGUCUUAAUGUUAAUGGAGCAAGGGAGGCAAAAAAAAGGGCACUCAUUUACGAGACUUUUAAAACAAAACAAUUGGAUGUCCUUUUUCUACAAGAGACCCAUAGUUGUUGUGAGAACGAGGGAGUGUGGAGAAGGGAAUGGGAAGGAGAGGUAGUCCUGAGCCACAACACCAGUCUCAGUGAAGGAGUGGGCUUCCUCUUCUCGAGGAGUUUCUCUCCAGUCUCCAUGGAGGUCGAGCAUAUUAUUAUGGGGAGGUUGCUUUUAAUUAAAGCACGGUUUGAGCAAUUUAAUGUGUUUUUUCUAAAUGUCUAUGCUCCAACCAACGGUACAGAGAGGAAGCUGUUUUUAGAAAAAAUAGCAGAUGAAUUAAAUAGGUGCAACUCUGAGGAUUAUUUAUUCUUGGGUGGGGAUUUUAAUUGUACAGAAAAUGCGGCAUUGGAUCGCAACCAUGCAGAGCCACAUCCAGCCUCUCAACAUGCACUGAGGCUGCUGGUCUAUUAUCAUGGCCUGGUGGACGUGUGGAGAAGGAUGCAUGCAGACUGCCGACAGUACACAUGGUCCCACCUCAGAGAGGGUAGGAUCUCCUUAGCUAGGCUUGAUCGUUUUUAUGUUUUUAAGCAUCAUUUUAACAUUUUUAAAAUGUGUAAAAUGAUGCCCACUGGUUUUAGUGAUCAUUCCUUGCUUGGAUGUCAUGUUUUAAUUAGAGAUUUGAAGCCAAAAAGUGCACAUUGGCAUUUUAACUGUGUUUUAACAUUGGACAGAAAGUUUAAGGUUGUGUUCGUUUUUUUUUGGGGUGUUUUUAGGCAGACAAAGGGGGAUUUUAGUAGUCUUCGGCAGUGGCGGGACCAUGGAAAGACUCAAAUUCAGCUUCUGUGUCAGCAGCACACCCUCAAUGUCUCACAGGACAUCACUAGGUCUAUGAAGGACUUGGAGACUGUUAUAGUGGAGCUGGAGAAGAUGAGUGAGUCAUCUGGAGAACGGGGAUAUAUUGAAAUCCUCAAAGAAAAAAAGCUAGCUUUAGCUAACCUGCUGGACACCAAGGUACAGGGUGCGUUAAUCAGGUCCCGAGUUCAGAACAUCUCUGAGAUGGACGCUCCCUCUAGCUUCUUCUUCGGCCUGGAGAGGAGGAACGGACAGAGGCGUGUAAUCCACACACUGCUCUCAGACACAGGCCAGGAGCUGACAGAGCCGGGGCAGAUAAGAGCAAGGGCUGUUGAGUUCUAUUCCUCCCUCUACUCUUCGGAGUAUGAGGAGAAGGACACAUUGGAGGGGUUCUGCACUGGGCUACCUCAGGUCUCUAUUGAGACCAACUCGCAGCUGGAGAGGCCUCUGCGCAUUGAGGAGCUGCUUGCCACCCUGCAGAGCAUGCAGGGGCGGAGGGCUCCCGGCAUCGACGGUCUGACGGUGGAAUUUUACAAAGCAUACUGGGAAAUUUUAUCCGCAGACUUAUUCAAUGUUUUUAACGAGAACCUGGCCUGCGGCUCUAUGCCAAUGUCCUGCCGUAGAGCAGUCAUCACGCUGCUCCCGAAAAAGGGGUAUUUGCAGGACAUUAAGAACUGGCGGCCUGUGUCUUUGCUUUGUGUGGAUUACAAGCUUCUGUCCAAAGCCUUCGCCAACAGGCUGAGGGAAGCUAUGGAGCAGUCCAUCCAUCGGGACCAGACGUACUGUGUGCCCGGCAGGUCCAUGGUAGACAAUGUCUGCCUGAUUCGGGAUGUCUUGGAGGUCUCUAAGUCUAUUGGCAUUGGUACUGGUUUGAUUUCCCUAGAACAGGAAAAGGCAUUAGACCGCGUUGAACACAACUUCCUCUGGAAAAUUAUGGAGAAAUUUGGGUUCAGCGCUGGGUUCAUAGCCAAGAUCAAAGUUUGGUGAGGUUGAGAGUGUGCUGAAAUUUAACGGCGUUCUGUGUUCUCCUUUUAGAGUGUGUAGAGGUGUCAGGCAGGGCUGUGCUCUGUCCGGGAUGCUCUAUGCACUCUCCCUAGAACCCCUCCUCAGCAAAAUCCGCUCCAGCCUACAAGGUCUGGUUUUACCUGAUUUUAAUGAGAACAUUGUUUUAUAUGCGUAUGCUAAUGAUGUCAUUGUUUUUACUAGGGACCAAAGGGAUGUGGAUAUUUUAAUAUUUUUUAGUAUUAUUAGUGAUUUUACAGCAGCUUCGGAAGCAAGGGUUAACUUGGCAAAGAGCGAGGCCCUUGCUGUCGGUGAAUGGCAUGGCGGUCUCCCAGUUCUUCUCCAAAAUUUGACCUGGAGGAAGGAUGGUCUAAAGUACCUUGGUGUCUUUCUCGGGGAGGAAACCAUUGUCCAGAAGAACUGGGAGAAUGUCACGGGAAAAGUUGAAGCUAAACUGAAAAAAAUGGAAAUGGCUACUGCCCCAAAUGUCUUAUAGGGGUAGAGUCCUGGUUUUAAAUAAUCUAGUAGCCUCCCAACUGUGGCACCGUCUUGCGUGUGUUGACCCUCCCUCAGGCUUACUAGCCCAAAUCCAAAGGAAGAUGGUGGAUUUUUUCUGGGAUGGGUUGCACUGGGUGCCACAGGGAGUGCUGUUUUUAUCUAGAGAGGAGGGGGGACAGGGCCUCAUCCACCUGGCCAGCAGAACAGCCACAUUUAGAAUUCAGUUUUUGCAAAAGUUUCUGUCUGGGCCGAGAGACUUGGUGUGGAGGAAUGUGGCCAGCUGCAUUCUCAGACGUGUGAGUAACCUGGGGCUGGAUACUGCUCUGUUUUUAACUGAUUCUAAAUUCUUAAAAUUAAGUGGGUUACCUCUGUUUUAUCAGGGUGUUUUUAAGUCAUGGGCCCUUUUUAAUCAUAAACCGUGUCAAGAAGCUAACUCCAGGCUGGACAUCACCAAUAGUACCACCCCCGGCCUGACGGGGGCACUGUGCAGCUCAGGGACCGUUUGCCUGCAGCAGCUGUUGGACGUAGUGGGGCCAGCGCUGGACAAUGCUGGGGCCCUGGGCAUUCUGCUGGGCCUUCGUUUCACACAGAGUGGCUGGGAGACUCCUGGAGCUAUGGAGGCAGAGGCUGACCAUUGAGGAGAAAAGACUUCUGGUGGACUACAACGUAGGGGGAGCCACACCAGACUCCGCUGACCCCUUCCCUGAUGUCCACCUGAGCCCCAUGGUAGGGGAGCUGACAGGCCCCUUGCUCACCCCCUGUUGCCCAGAUAAGCUCUCCAUGAACGAGGCCGACAAAAAAACGAUUUAUGCAAACUGCGUAAAAGGCAUCAACCGAGCCGGGCUGAGCAAUCGCCCCCCCACUGUGUGGACCAACAGGUUAGGGGGGCGCAUUGGGCCCGGCCCACAGUGGAAGUCGUUUUAUAAACCUCCCCUAAAGAAGCGAACUGCCGACCUCCAGUGGAGAAUUUUACAUGGCGCCAUCGCCUCCAAAUGCUUUUAUUUCUGUUCUUAAUCCAGUUGUUUUUAACACAUGUCCUUUUUGAUAUCUUCGUGAGACUGUUUUUUACUGUUUUUCGAGUGUAGGAGGCUCGCACAGUUUUACACUCUUUUAGCAUUGGUUUUUAAUUUGUUUGGUGUCAACUUCUCUGAGAAUGUCUUUAUCAUGGGGGCUGUGUACAAAAAAUAAGGAAAAGACAAGUGGCAAUUAUUAAAUUAUCUCUCGGGGGAAGCAAAAAUGGCAAUCUAUAUUCGUAGGAAAAACCGUGUGGAAAACAGAGAAGGACAAGAUUCACGCACAGUCUGGCUAUGUAACAUCUGGGCCAGGCUGUGGCUCGAGUACACGUUAUAAGAAAAAGAAUCCCCAAUAAGAAUAUUGGGGAUUUGGACACUUUUAAAAAUCGCUGGUGCUAUAAAACCAU
Gadus chalcogrammus (walleye pollock) is the source of this 3880-nucleotide messenger RNA. RefSeq lists its product as uncharacterized. NCBI's taxonomy places the organism in Eukaryota, Metazoa, Chordata, Actinopteri, Gadiformes, Gadidae. Gene Ontology annotation, molecular function: catalytic activity. Bases 7 to 1947 code for a protein of 646 amino acids. The record is from RefSeq and is a predicted model, not a curated record. The transcript is spliced from 2 exons.